AUGGUGACAACUUCUCUCAAUGAGAAACAGUAUUAUUUCUCUUUGGCUUUUGAUAGACAAGGAGUGCUCAUCAUUUUGCUCAUCCUUUGCAUUGGUUCAUCUAAUUUGGGCAUUGGACAUGGUCAACAUACUCUCAAUGUUCUCAAGUUUGGUGCUGUUGGAGAUGGCAAGACAGAUGAUUCCCAUGCAUUUUUGAAAGCAUGGCAAUCUUUAUGUGGAGCAAGGGGAAGAACAUCAACCCUUGUAAUACCAGCAUCAAAAACCUUUCUAGUAUCUCACGUGCAAUUCCUUGGUCCUUGCAGUUCAAGCAGCGUACUUGUUCAGGUUCUGGGGAAAAUUGUUGCCCCCGAAGCUAAUGCAUGGAGCGGAUGUAAUUAUGAUUGCUGGCUAUGCUUCAUGGGAGUGCAUGGUCUUGUCAUUGAUGGUUCAGGACAAAUUGAUGGCAAUGGCGAAACUUGGUGGAACAAGGCUCUACACUUCCACGUCUGUCAUAACCUUAAACUGAGUGGACUGACGCACCUGGAUAGCCCGAACAAUCACAUCACUAUACACAGUUGUAAUGGGGUAUCUAUAUCAAAUCUUCGCAUAACUGCACCUGCCGAUAGUCCUAACACCGAUGGAAUUGAUAUUGCGGGAUCUACCCAAGUUCAAAUAUCUGGCUCUUUCAUAGGAACUGGGGAUGACUGCAUUGCUAUAAAGGGUGGCUGUUCUAACAUCAAUAUUACUAAAGUUACAUGCGGACCAGGUCACGGAAUCAGCAUUGGAAGUCUAGGACAAGGAGGAACUCAUGAGCAAGUGGAGCAUGUGCAUGUGAGAGAUUGUACUUUCAAUGGGACUCAGAAUGGAGCAAGAAUCAAGACAAUACCGGGAGGAUCAGGGUUUGCAAGGCAGAUUUCUUUUGAACAGAUUACACUAAUAGCAUCUGGAAAUCCGAUCUAUAUAGACCAAUAUUAUUGCAAUGGCAAAGCUAACCGUUGCCCAGAUGUGGGAAAAGCAACAGCUGUUAGUGGUGUUGCGUACAUAGGAUUUCAUGGAACUUCUGCAAAUGAUGAAGCGAUUAAUUUGGAUUGUAGUAAUCGAGGCUGUACCGGCAUCACCAUAGAGAAUGUAAACAUUACCUCUUCUGUGCAAGGACAGCCGCUUCAAGCCAUUUGCAAUAAUGCACAUGGAAGAGCUAUCUCAACUGUACCUGUCGUCUCCUGCCUGUUACCUUGAUACAAUAUUUAUGUAUAGGCAAGUUGGUUCUCCUUUUUGAUAACAGAAGAAAUCUUUAUCAUUGAUUUGAGAAGCCUAUGGCAAGAAUGUCUCAGCUGUUAAAAGGCUUUGAAGUAGUGAA
Theobroma cacao (cacao) is the source of this 1336-nucleotide messenger RNA. Its product is annotated as putative polygalacturonase At3g15720. The record is from RefSeq and is a predicted model, not a curated record. Gene Ontology annotation, biological process: carbohydrate metabolic process. Gene Ontology annotation, molecular function: polygalacturonase activity. Lineage: Eukaryota; Viridiplantae; Streptophyta; Magnoliopsida; Malvales; Malvaceae.